AUUCGUGUUGUUGGAUGUGUUGAAUAUUUAACUACGUAGCUUACCUUAGGAUAACAAAUAAUACAAUGCCUUGGCAGUCUUGUGAUAUUAUUUUGAACAGUGGUUCAACGGGUUGUUUUUAUGCUGGUGACAUUAUAACGGGGACUGUUGUAGUGAAAUUUCAGCAGAAACAGAAAAUAGAACAUUUUGAUCUCGAUGUUACUGGAAUUAGUAAGGCAUCGUGGACUAGACCAAUGCCAACAAUCCCGUAUAUAAAAAUAUAUUCACAAACAAGCGUCGUCCUUAGUAUUAAAACUGAUAUAUUUCCUGAAUUGCAAGGAAAAACUGUUGGUCCUGGGACAUAUACACACCCAUUUUAUUUUUCAUUGCCGCCAGACCUACCAUCAUCAUUCAAAAGUUCCAUAGCGAAAGUAUUUUAUUUCGUCAAAGUGCAAUGCAAAGCGGCUUACCAAUUCAAAAAGAAAACUUUUGUAACAUUUAAUGUCUUGAGGAAUGUAGAUCUCAACCAUUUAGAAGAAUUUUUGGUGCCCACAUUUACGGAAAUGCAUAAAAUAUUUUGGGACUCGAGUAAAUUGUCAAUGCAAUUGCAGACUCAUACUGGAUUUGCACCAAAUCAAAUAAUAUUAUUCGAAGUAAUGAUAUGUAAUGAGAGCAGAGUAAAAAUGUCGAAGCUUAUUAUCACAUUAGUGCGAGAAAUCGAGUAUAAUGUAUCUUCGGGUUAUUUAAAGGAAGAAAAAAAGGUAGAGAACGUUACAUACAACAAAUUUAAAAACGAAGAAAAAGAAGUUUUCAACUUGAGCAUGAAGAUACCGCCAACAAAUCCAUCAAGCGAUUAUUCUAUGAUUAAAAUAGAAUAUAAACUCUCGGUAACACUGGAUUUUCCAUAUCAUUUUUCCGUACAUAAGGAUAUACCUGUGAAAAUUUCUACAGUACCAGUUAUGCAUGUAGAACUAUUUAAGUAGUUGAAAGUCAUUAAAUUUAUUCCAUUAUG
Cydia splendana is the source of this 991-nucleotide messenger RNA. Its product is annotated as arrestin domain-containing protein 5-like. The record is from RefSeq and is a predicted model, not a curated record. NCBI's taxonomy places the organism in Eukaryota, Metazoa, Arthropoda, Insecta, Lepidoptera, Tortricidae. Gene Ontology annotation, biological process: protein transport. The transcript is spliced from 6 exons. Gene Ontology annotation, cellular component: cytoplasm. The coding region runs from base 66 to 962 and encodes 298 amino acids.